Molecule: messenger RNA, 4045 nt
Organism: Acanthopagrus latus (yellowfin seabream)
Lineage: Eukaryota; Metazoa; Chordata; Actinopteri; Spariformes; Sparidae
Gene: klhdc7a
Product: kelch domain containing 7A
Exons: 1
Coding region: 122-2395 (757 amino acids)
Molecular function (GO): protein binding
Source: RefSeq, a predicted model, not a curated record
AGAUCACAGCAGCUCUUAGACAAUGAAAGCCAGACAGCAUGCUACCGUCAGCUGAGACGCAUCGAGAGUAACAUUCAAUAGGAUCAGUCAACCAGUCGUCCCCACCAUCACUGCUACAGCUAUGCCCAUCGCAGAGCUUUUGGGAGUCCAGGUCGACAUGCAGCUGCUGUUGAAGCUGAGCCUCUCGGUGGCUGCGGUGCUGCUGGUGUCUUGGGCCUACAGGUUUUACACCUCCAGGGAUGCGAAGAAAAUUCAGGCCUCUGUCAAAGACAACAAAGAGACAGAAAAUGCCACCUGCCAAAACUGCAAGACGACUCUCCGCUGUCAGAACUCGCAAAAGCCCGACACCGGUGUUGAAGCCGAGCAACCCAGGCCCUCGCACACAUCCUCAGCCACUGACGACCAGACAUCUGACAACAGCGAGGAAACACCAAGCCAGGCUGAAAAGAAUGAGGAUGCACACGGUGACAAAGCUAUCUGCUUGAAAGGAGAGAUCUUCACUCAUCAGAAGCCGACAGAGGUUGCCACCAGUAAUAUUUCAUUUGGAUCUGCUUUGAACCUUCCUCAUCCAACAGAGAGUGGGAUGGCCAGUACAACGGGGCGCCGCUCCCCGUGCUUUUUGCAGAAGCUGGAGGGCAGCGUGGGUGUCGGCAGGGAGUUAAGGCAGGACUUUGAACGCCAGGGGGCUUACUCCAGCUUCCUCUCCAAGGCGGAGAUCAAAGUGGAGGAUGCGAACGUGGUGCUGGAAGGAACAGGAGACCAGAUUGUGCGCGGAAAGAUAUAUGAUUAUUUUGUGGAAUCUUGCUCUCACUCGAUUACAGACUCAAAUACUAUGCCGGGUCAUUUUGAGAGAAACUCUGAGUCAAGCCCAGGGGAGUUUGGGAGUCGUGGCAGCAGCCCUACAGAAUCUCCUUCGUCUCUGAGCCCCAUCAUUAUGCGUGAUCUGGUUUUACCACAAAGAACUGCUGAGGAUUCGUCCGCACUGGGAAGCCUCAAGCUGAGGCACCCCGCAAGGCCCGCACUCCUACGCAAGGAGAGCUAUCUGUCUGCAGCUGAGCAGUCUGAGCUCUCCAUCCCCUCUCUAACAUCAAGAGCCUCGACUCAAAUGACUCACACUGUGGUCUCAACCAACGAAGAGACCAUCUCUGUUCACACUAUGAUCUUUAGUUCGACAGACAGCAAAGAGCCUAAUUUGAGGGAGGGGGCAGAUCUAGAGACAGUAGCAGGGGCUCCGUUUCUACACCUUCCAGCAAAAGCCCUUGACAGCAUAGAUUUUGAAAAGUUGAGGAGUCAACUUGAUCUGGGUAACUGUGUGGAGACGCUGUACUUGGCUAAGAAACACGGGCAGACCUCUGUGCAGCAAGCAGCCCUGGGAGUCAUGUCAGACAACUACCUGCAGGUGCUCAGGGAGCCCAACCUUUAUGGGCGGCUGAUGGCUGGGGAGCGGGAACGAAUCCAGAAGCAGAGAAUGAGAGGGAGAAGGUUCGUCAUGGCGGCAGACAUGGACCCUCAGGACUGGGCGAGGAGCGCAGCAGGUCAGACGGCAGAGACAGAGCAGAGGAGGACAUCCAGUGCAGUGUACUAUUAUGAUGACUACAAAGACGCCUGGCAUACACUCUGCCUCAUCCCACAGGAGGUCAUCUCCAAAGCAUGUGCCAUGUGCACAAUGGAUAACUACUUAUUUGUGGCAGUGGGCUGCCAAGGCACAGACAGAGAAAUGACACCCUCAAAGCGAGUGUUUUGCUACAAUCCUUUGACAUCCAUUUGGAAGGAGAUCAGUCCUAUGAAUGAAGCCAGGCCACGCUGCAAACUGGCAGCUCUGGAGGGCUACAUCUACGCCAUCGGAGGGGAGUGCCUUUCCUCAGUGGAGCGCUAUGACCCGCGAUUGGACAGAUGGACAUUUGUGGCUCCACUGCCUAAUGAUACGUUUGCUGUGGCGCAUCACGUCACGGUGUGCAACGGAGAGCUUUUCGUUUCCGGGGGAACGCUCCGAUACAUGCUCCUGCGCUACAGCCCCAAAACCAACGCCUGGAGGAAGGGUCUGUUACUCAGCAGCAAAGACAGGACUGCAGACAUGGUCGCUGUGGGGAGAUUUCUGUAUCGCUUUGAUACCAACCCGCUGCUGGGUGUCAGCGUGUACCGCUACCAUACAGUGGCUCGGCUGUGGUACGAGUGCAGCUCCAAGCGGCUUCAGCACUGCCCGGCCUUCCAGUGUGUCACAAUGGACGACAUGAUCUUUUGUAUUUGCCGCCAGUUCACCAUGAGGUUUGAGGCUGAUGAAAUCUCUCCUGCUUUCAUGGAUGAGAAUUUGAGUGUCCUCUCCGCGGCAAAGGGCAUACUUUUCCCCUUUGUCCUCUCGCUCCCUGAUAAGAAGCCCCGGCAGACCAGCGUUUAACAAGAACUCAGUUUUUCAUCGAUGAUGAGAUUAGGCGGUGACGGAGUAUCCCUACAAGUUUCUCAUUGACUGAGUGGGUUCAUGCUCAACCCCAAAUGCUGCAAAAACUGUAACCACGGUGUUGUCAUUUCUCUCAAGUGUUACUAAGAUCACCUUCCCACCAAGCUUCUGUUUCUUUAUUUGGCUGGAUUGGGUAUUACACAAAGAAAUGUGUUUCUUAUGUCUCGGCUCCCGGCAGUAGACGUGAAGUAUGAGACUCUCAAUGGUAUUCAAACUAUUGUUUGCCUAGAUUUACGCAGGAUGUGCUGCCAUGUAAACUGUUUGCUUCUUGAUUUGCCACUCCUUCCUGCCAUUAACUCAGUUUUAUAUCAUCCCAGAUGCUUAACCUCUUUCGGUAUAAAGAUAAUUCAUAAGUAAGACUAGAAGUAAAUGAGUUCAUUCAGCUCUAACGCAUUACAGAGAUUGGGCAAUAUAGCGAUAAUGUAUCACUGCUGCGCCGUGUAGGGCACAAGUAUAACUUACACAGUGGCCUGGAUACAAUGCAAUUAUCUACAGUUGCUCUUUAAGUAUGACAGGGUAUAAAUGGGUUUGUCUUACAUUAUAAAUAGGUGUGCUUGUAAAAGCAUUCGUCUUUACUUUUGAAACUCUUCCAACACUCAGACUUGCAGUUAUUUUUAUAAUUUGAGCCAUUCUCCUUUGGUAGCCAUCUGUUUUAAUCUUGACUGAGCUGACUGUUUUGUUUUUUUUUUCAUUUUGACAUCUGAGCCUCUUUGUUUUUUUGUCAUCUAUUGCUUCAUAAACAUCAAAGAAAUACAUCAAUUUGUCAUUCAUUGGCUAUUAAUCCACAAUUACUGGUAUUAAUCCACAUGUCUGUUCCAGUAUCGGUGCGGCUGAUGAUAACCAGUGACAGAAGAACACACAGCAAUCCAAACACAACUGUUUUUUUAUUUUUUCUAAACGUUUAGGCAAUUACAUUAACGAUGGAAAUAUGCAUAAGGGUGAUACAAAUAAAACCCCUCAUUGUUUGCUCAUUUGCAAUCUUUCACUGUACACACUGUAACACCGAGGACCUCAAAGACACACUGACAGCUUUUUCCGGGGAGUGACAUGCUGCUAUAGCACCAUCAUGUGGCUCACGGUGCAACCACAGCAGUGCUCCGGGUCAGAUAUAUUAAGCCCGAGACUUCCAACAAAACACAGAGACGUCAUGUGACACACAGGCAUCAGCAGCACAGCAGAGUGACUAACUAGCGAACAGUGUGUGAAACAGAGGGCUUCAGCUGCACUGUAAGGCAGCAGGCAGCAGGCAGGCGGGGAGGCGGACGCAGAUGGUUGACCAUCAACCAUAAGCAUCUUUUAUUCAUCCUAAUUAAACACUUUGAUUCCCUGCAACUAAACACCUAAUGGAAUGAGAGUUAGACGUGUCCCUUCAGAUGUUGCCUUGGAUGACUCAUGGCUUCUGGUUUGCCUGAAUACUCAGGUUAGUUCUGGCAUCAACACUUUUUUUUUCUCUUUUUUUUAAAGUUCUCAUCAUUCUCAGAUAUUUUUCUCCCCCCACAGAGUAUCUAGGGUAACACUAGCAGCCCACUCUGAGUUUCAGACAUUAACUGUACGGAGAGAGGAAGAAUUUGCAUAUAAUUAUCCUCCGGA